AUGUACUUUUGGGAAUAUUAUGAGGCGAGUGUAAUGCAGUGUGUAGCUUGUCAGCAAAAUGCUUCGUUAACCACGUCUGCUGACGGUUUUAGUUGUACAUGCAUGGAGAACAGCAUCCCUGUGUCGCCGGCUCGGUGCCGGCCGUGCGGCGUCACGGAGCUCGUGUCGUCCGACGGCGCCGCCUGCGUGCCGCGUCGCUGUCACACCGCCGCCGGCAGGGUCGCGUGCAGGAAAUGCCCGAGAGAGUACAUAACUGUGACACAAAACAUCGACGGGUCACCCAUGAAAGAAGUCCAGUGUAUCAAAUGCGCUAAAGGCUUCAAGCCUCAAAACAACCAAUGUGUGAGAUGCGAGGCCUGCUCCUGUAGCAAACUAGAAGCAGUGAUAGCAGGGAUAUGUAUACCUAAGAAGUUUCUUAUGAGUAGACCGAAGUAUACAGACAAUAAGCUACACCCUGGUGUCCUUAUGGAACUUGUUAAGUUAGAAUAUUUGUGCACGGAGCAAGAUAUUCUAGCCUGUAGACGCCUAGGACAUGCGUGCGUGAAGAGUUUUUAUUCAGUAGACGUGGCUGGACCCUGCAACUUGUCGUUCAAGCCUAAUACUACCAUAAAAGGUCUGCCGCCGCUAGCUUUUCCAUUCAGCAAAAAUGACGAAGAAUUUUAUUUAGAACACGGAAUGAGGGGUUUGUGGCCUUCAAACAAAUUUCGCAAGUUCUUUCUAGUGGACAAAUAUCUAUCGAUUGCGACUAAUGUUACUGAAAUGGUGUACUUAAGAACUCUCCUUUUACAAAUAAGCAUAACUCGCGAAGUGUCAAAGUCUGGAUUAAAGUUUACAUUGAACGUAGAAGCGCACUAUGAGACAAAGUCACCACUAGCUGACGCCAUCACCACGACUUUUGAGGUUCAACACCAGAUGCCACAAGCUGGGGUUACGAGGAGUCUUGAAAUACUGGGCGGUGUAUUCGGCGCGGCGAUGUCGGUGUACGCGGCUGUACAGUGGCGCGGCGCGGUCAAGCGCGGCGCGCUACUUGUCACUAUUGUGCCAGUACUGGCCAGUGCGGUUGCUGAUGCACUGUAUUUUGCGACUCUACUAUCUACUCUGCACGCGCUCGCCGCCGAGGCUGGUACUCUGGGCCUCACUCUACCUUUGUCUAAAACAGAAGACAACUUAAUUACUGCUAUGAUCUACUCAGCAGUAGCCUUGAAGGUACUAAAAGUAAUUUGGGUAAAUAUAAAGCAAAGUAGAAGCCACAUUCUGUUUAUCGAUUGGUCGAAAUAUAAUCCUUCUUUCAAUGAGGUGGAAGUCACUGACUCUUCAGACUGGCGAACCGCCAUGGUAGGUAAGGAGUGGAAUAGCAUUCGGUGCCAGCGGCGUGUGUCUCCGGCAGUCACUGCAGCGAUAGCACUUCUAAUAUUACAUUUUCUAGACCUCCGCCUGUCCAUCCCUCAAAGCCAGGGCUACAAGUGGUGUAUCACCACUCUAGCCUGGUGGUUGUCCUACAUUACACUCCUACUGGCUCGAUAUGCCCUGGACCUAGCAGCGGGAUCACCGACGGCAGAGCUGCCGAGGGUGUGUGGAGGAGUAGGGGUGUCGGUACUGGUGUUCCAGGAGGAGAGAUACGCUCAUUAUGUAAAUGGGAGGAAUGACGCAAUCCUUGAUUACAAAAUGAUAACCGGAUCUCUCGCUACGUGUCGCCUCUUCUGUUCACCACAACUCAGAGAAAUCUACACCAAGCUUUCGACAGCAAGCUACGGUGAAUUUGGCCAGGAUCCAAACGGAGUGCUUCUAACAAAAUUCAUGGCUGCUUUUUUCGAAAGGGCUCUGGAUGGUCUAAACUGGGUAGCCUCCGAGCGGACGACGCUGGAGCGACUGCUAGACGUGGAGCUCGUAGACCGCGAGGGCGGCAACACCAGCGUCCUGCUCUACGAUAACGACGUGACGCCAUCUUGUUUUGCUGUCACGUGGUGGGGAGAAGAAUGGUUGCUGGCAACGUUUGAUGCGAUGUUGUUUGACUGCGUGUAUAUUUCGACUGGACAACCAUUGCUGGCCGCGAUUGUUACUCUGACUAUGUGGCAAGUAAUGGAACUAGCAAACACAGUUUUGUGGAAUAGAACGAUUCAGGUUAAUUGGAGUAUGGAGAAGAUGAUUGUACAUAAUGUAAGAUUCUAGUUUGAUUUUUGAUGAUUUUCUUAUUUGAAUAAAAAGCAAAAA
Messenger RNA from Aricia agestis (brown argus), 2211 nucleotides. RefSeq names its product meckelin-like. The transcript is spliced from 18 exons. Gene Ontology annotation, cellular component: ciliary transition zone; MKS complex. Gene Ontology annotation, biological process: cilium assembly. The record is from RefSeq and is a predicted model, not a curated record. NCBI's taxonomy places the organism in Eukaryota, Metazoa, Arthropoda, Insecta, Lepidoptera, Lycaenidae. The coding region runs from base 1 to 2169 and encodes 722 amino acids.